This is a messenger RNA of Paramuricea clavata, 750 nucleotides long. The record is from the annotation of a GenBank genome assembly. NCBI's taxonomy places the organism in Eukaryota, Metazoa, Cnidaria, Anthozoa, Malacalcyonacea, Plexauridae.
CAAGCAUGUGAACAUCCACCUUCACGAGAACUAGAAUCACAACUACCUGUCUCACAGCAGCAGCCACCACAAAUUAAAGUAUCAGGGGUAUGUUUCCAAAAUAUAUUGCGUGUCUCUAUAACCUUUGUUCUGAUGUUAUACAAAGAUAUCUUGUAACAAUACCAUUGCAUGUCAAUUUAUUUUUAUGCAGAAAAAAGGGUUGGGACUUUGUGAUGUAAAGAUGCCUGCAAAAAUGAAAGCCAGAGGAAGACCAAAAGGCAUUGGCCAAACAGCGAUAGGGGUCCCAAAGAAGAGCAAAGAUGCCAAUCUCCCUACACCAUAUGCCAAAAAAUGUCGUGAGGAUAAAACCAGAUGUAAGCAGUUAAUCCAGUUUAGACUAUUCUAUUCAGUCAUGCACUGUACCAUACCUUAUUAUUUUACCCCGUCUAAUGUACCUUAAUUUGUAAAUAGGUUAAAUAUAUUACAACAUGAUCGAUUUCUUUUUUAGUAAUUCUACAUUGGUUUAUUGAUAACCAUACUGCUGAAUCUGCCAUCAGUAAAGAGCAAAUGAUAACAGAAAAAGAGCUGAAAGCAAACAAGGAUAUAUCAUUUGCAUGUUUAGAUGAAAACAUCGAGAUAGCUAGAAUUAAACCAUAUUUUACAGCUGCUGGUUGGUCUGCAGUUCUUAAAUCUGUUAAAGAAUUAAAAAAAACAAAUCAUGUUUUGCUUUACCUGCAAGAAAGAAUUAGAAGGAGAUCAGUUGAGUUGUGA